Sapajus apella (tufted capuchin) is the source of this 711-nucleotide messenger RNA. Its product is annotated as testis-specific basic protein Y 1-like. Lineage: Eukaryota; Metazoa; Chordata; Mammalia; Primates; Cebidae. The record is from RefSeq and is a predicted model, not a curated record. The coding region runs from base 251 to 634 and encodes 127 amino acids. The transcript has 2 exons.
UGCCUUCCUCAUCAAAUACCACCCCUCCCCCCCACACACACACUUCCUCGGCCAUGUCCUGAUGGUGCUGUGUGACGUCUAAGCCCGUCCUUCCCGCCCAGGGCUACCAUUGGCUGGGUGGCGGCAUGCUGACCAAUCAAAGCUCAGGGACGUGGUCGCCGCAUUGGCCCGGGAUCCCGCGAGGGGCACGUACACGUACACGUAGACCAGACAGCCUGACGUUGAUGUUGGAGACGUUGAGUUGAGCAAGAUGGCCCCAAAGACCAGAGCCUCGGGACCACCGGCCAAGGCCAGGGAGACGCGAAAGAGGAAGUCCUCCUCUGAGGCCAGGCCCAGUACCCCGAAGAAGGCGCCCAAGGCGGGGAAGAGAGGAAAAGCGGGUCCUGGAGGGAGAGGCAGGAAGAAACGUGCCACUGGGAAAAAGAUGGCAGCCGUGGGAACCCCUGAGGCAGGGAGCGGGCCAGCACCACCCUGGCCCAGCGAGCCGCCGAGCCAGGAGCUUCCUCCGUGCGAGGUGCCUGUGAACGAGGAGCCAGUAAGCGAGCACGACCCACUGAGCCAGGAGACCCAGCUGGAGGAUCCGCUGAGUGACGUGAUCACCAUCUCCAGUACCGCAUCCCAGAGCAGCGACUAAGUUCAGGCCCAGCCACCAGGAGACCGCGGAGGUCUCACCAGCACGUGGAGGGGGGGGCGCCCCCAUGCUGAUGUCAA